AGGUUUAGCUCCAACGAUUUGUCAAAGAUGCACCAAUUGCAAGCACGUGGAGCGGCAACGAAACCGCGCACCGCCGUUGCUGCAUCUCUUGAGGAGAUUAUAAAAGGGAGCUGAGGCUCUCAUGAGCUCGUCAAGAGCACACAAGCAUAGGAAGUGCAACUAUACUAGCUAAUAGCCUUGCGUAGAAGCUCCUGUUCUUGCUCGUUGCUUAGCAGAGAUCUAACAGGUAUGGCUCAAGCAGUAGAUGAUAGAGGAAGCAGGGAAGAGAUCGUCGUCAUCGACCUAGAGAGCGAGAUCGACGUGCCGGUGAUGCAGCGGCAGGACUCGCUGUACGUGGACGCCACUAGAGCUGCCGUCGCCAAUCACCACGGACAGGACAGCUGGGCGAAGACGCUGCGGCUCGCGUUCCAGUGCGUCGGGAUCCUGUACGGCGACAUUGGGACUUCGCCGCUGUUCGUGUACUCGAGCACGUUCAGGGACGGCGUCGGCCACCCGGACGACCUGCUCGGGGCGCUCUCCCUCAUCAUCUACAGCUUCGUGCUCUUCAGCGUCAUUAAGUACGUCUACAUCGCCCUCCGCGCCAACGACGACGGUGAUGGAGGAACUUUCGCACUCUACACCCUGAUUUCGCGGCACGCAAAGGUCAGCCUGAUCCCAAAUGAGCAGGCUGAAGACGAGCUUGUCUCCAAGUACAACCGCGGUAAGCCACCGGCGACGUUGAGGAGAGCACAGUGGAUGAAGGAGCUUCUCGAGACGAACAAGACUGUAAAGAUUUCGCUCUUUCUUCUCACCAUGCUCGCCACUGCCAUGGUGAUCAGCGACGCUGUAUUAACUCCUGCAAUUUCAGUUCUCUCAGCUGUUGGCGGGCUAAAAGAAAAGGCACCUUUUCUGACAACAGAUGAGAUUGUCUGGAUCACCGUAGUCAUUUUGGUGGUGUUGUUUGCGAUCCAGAGGUUUGGGACCAACAAAGUUGGAUACUUGUUCGCGCCGAUCAUCCUCCUGUGGCUCCUCCUCAUCGGGGGUGUUGGGGUCUACAACCUGAUAAAGUACGAUACCGGUGUCCUGAGGGCAUUCAACCUGAAAUACAUCAUUGACUACUUCCGAAGGAACAAGAAGAAAGGAUGGGUCUCCCUUGGUGGCAUACUCCUUUGCUUCACAGGCACAGAAGCCCUUUUUGCUGAUCUAGGAUACUUCAGCAUAAGAUCAAUUCAGCUAAGCUUUGGCUUUGGUUUAGUCCCGUCAGUGCUACUCGCUUACAUUGGGCAAGCAGCGUACCUGAGAGUACACCCAGAUCAUGUAGCUAACACUUUCUACAGAUCAACUCCAAACUCGCUGUUCUGGCCAACAUUCAUCCUCGCAAUAGCGGCAUCGAUCAUUGGAAGCCAAGCCAUGAUAUCCUGUGCCUUCGCAACCAUUUCUCAUUCACAAACUCUCGGUUGCUUUCCAAGAGUUAAGAUACUGCACACCUCAAGGCAAUACUCAGGCCAAUUAUACAUCCCGGAAGUAAACUACUUGCUCUGCUUGGGGGCUUGCCUUGUCACAGUCGGCUUCAAGACAACCGUAAUCAUUGGGGAAGCUCAUGGGAUAUGUGUCGUUCUUGUGAUGAUAAUCACAACAAUCUUGUUGACAAUAGUGAUGCUCCUAGUAUGGAAGACCAGUAUCUGGUUCAUUGCUGUGUUCUUCAUCGUUUUCAUGUCAUCGGAAUCAAUCUACCUAUCUGCUAUCCUAUAUCGGUUUGCACAUGGGGCAUAUGUGCCGGUGGCAAUGUCAGCAGUCCUAAUGGUGGUGAUGGUCGUCUGGCAUUAUGUGCAUGUGAAGAAGUACAACUUUGAGCUCGAGCACUCUAUGCCCCGUGACAAAGUGAAAGAACUCCUAGGGCGUCGUGACAUACAGAGAAUCCCUGGGGUAGGCCUCUUCUACACUGAGCUUGUUCAAGGCAUACCACCGGUGUUCCCUCACCUCAUCGAGAAAAUCCCUUCCAUCCAUUCGGUGCUAAUUUUUGUCUCAAUCAAGCACUUGCCAGUUCCGUCCGUCGACAUGUCGGAGCGCUUUCUCUUCAGACAGGUUGACAGAGAGGAGUAUAAGGUGUUCCAAUGUGUGGCGCGAUAUGGGUACCGAGACCCGUUCGAGGAAGCCAAAGAUUUUGUUGAUGCGCUUGUAGAGCGUCUCCAGUACUACAUCCGAGAUGUCAACCUCUAUAGUCUGGGUUGCGAGACAAUGAUGAUAAAGUCGUCCAGCUACCGUAGUUCUUGCGCUGACAGCUUUGGCAGCCAUGAGAAACCCUCGGUAAGGGCAGUCUAUGCUGAAGAGAUGCUCACACCAGCCGAGUCUUUCUCAGAGCACACAAGGCAAGCUAGUGGCAAGAGCAAGCUUUUUACGCAAUUUCAGGGAGAGAAGAUGAACAUAGUAGAAAUGAUGAAGAUUCAGCAAGAGCAACAGGUUAUCCUUGGAGAGGUGAACAAAGGUGUGGUGUACAUAUUUGGAGAGAGUGAGGUGGUGGCAAGACCUCACUCCUCCCUCCUCAAGAAGAUUGUCGUCAACUACAUCUACUCUUUUCUUAGAAAGAACUUCAGAAAUGGUGAGAAGAUGCUGUCGAUUCCCCGUAGCCAGAUCCUAAAGGUUGGAAUCUCUUAUGAAAUCUAGGCAUCUGAAAGAAGAGCUGGACAUCUGAUCGCUGAUAUAAUUGUACAUAAUUUUGAUACCAGAAAUCCUUUGUAUCUAUUUUUUCAAUAACAAUGGAAGCUUUAUUAACUUUUUUAGUA
Phragmites australis (common reed) is the source of this 2762-nucleotide messenger RNA. RefSeq names its product potassium transporter 27-like. The record is from RefSeq and is a predicted model, not a curated record. Lineage: Eukaryota; Viridiplantae; Streptophyta; Magnoliopsida; Poales; Poaceae. The coding region runs from base 229 to 2643 and encodes 804 amino acids. Gene Ontology annotation, cellular component: membrane. The transcript is spliced from 10 exons. Gene Ontology annotation, molecular function: potassium ion transmembrane transporter activity. Gene Ontology annotation, biological process: potassium ion transmembrane transport.